Messenger RNA from Rosa chinensis, 631 nucleotides. RefSeq names its product 60S ribosomal protein L15-2-like. Bases 11 to 562 code for a protein of 183 amino acids. Gene Ontology annotation, molecular function: structural constituent of ribosome; RNA binding. The record is from RefSeq and is a predicted model, not a curated record. Lineage: Eukaryota; Viridiplantae; Streptophyta; Magnoliopsida; Rosales; Rosaceae. Gene Ontology annotation, cellular component: ribosome; cytosolic large ribosomal subunit. Gene Ontology annotation, biological process: cytoplasmic translation. The transcript has 2 exons.
UUCUGCAACAAUGGGAGCUUACAAGUACGUCCCCGAACUAAGGCGGAAGAAGCAAUCUGAUGUGAUGGGGUUCGUCCAGAGGGUUCGCUGCUGUCAGCAUCCUUCGAUUGUCCGAGUCACAAGGACUCGCCCCUACAAGGCCAAGCAGGGAUAUGUUAUCUACCGUGUCCGUGUGAGGCGUGGUGGUCGCAAGAGGCCUGUUGCCAAGGGUAUUGUGUAUGAGAAGCGCACCAACCAGGGAGUUACACAACUAACGCAGCAAGAAGAGCGCGCUGGUCGUAAGUUGGGUGGCCUUAGGGUUCUCAAUGAGGAUUCAACCUACAUGUACUCUGAGGUUAUUCUUGUUCAUGUUGCUCACACAGUAUCAAGAAAGACCCAAGAAUCAAUUGGAUCGUCGAUCCUGUUCACAAGCACAGAGAGCUUCGUGGCCUCACUUCUGCUGGGAAGAAAUACAGUGGACUGCGUGGAUAGGGUCACAUUUACCACAAGAAUCGUCCUUCUCGCUGCAGGUCAACCUAGCUGGAAGAGAAACAACACCCUCUCCCAUCGUCGCUACCGUUGAUUUUGUUCCUUUUAUCUUAGGUCUUGGUGUUAUUUUAUAGAUUCAGAAUAUGAAGCUGGUCGAACUUCC